AUGGGUUUCAGUUUCCAUGGCCACAGACGCGAUGUCGACGCUGAGAAGCAUCUCAGACGGCUGCACAAGACAACACCAUUCAUCGAAUCCCCGCUAGUCGGUGCCGAUCACCACAACCUGGUCUUCUCUCAACGACACGAGGCUAAUAGCGUUGAACUCUUUUUCGACUUGUUCUUCGUUGCAAACUUGGCAACGUUCACGUCAUACCACUCUAUUACCGAUGGCGACUACCUGCUUGGAUACAUUGGCUUCUUUGGCAUCUUAUGGUCCUGCUGGUUCCAGAUUACGCUCCACGAUGUACGAUUUGCUCGAGACUCGUUGUAUGAGCGUGCAUGCAAGACGAUUCAGUUUAUCGUCUUUGUUGGCCUGGCACUAGUCGGGAGUCAAUUCAACCCAGCAAGUAAGAAGGGAAAGAUGAAUAGCACCAACUUUCGUAUCUUAUGCUACACGUUGGUCAUAAGCCGCGGCCUUCUCGCCAUUCAGUACCUCGUUGUUCUCUUCUUCACUUGGAGAGCAAAAUACUCAAAGCUAUUCCUGCCUUUGCUCCUCAUGUUUGUCAUCUACGCAGUCAGCAUGGCUGCCUUUGCUGGUAUGACACCGGCCUUCAGCGUCAACCUCGAAGUCAACAACAAACGACGACUUGUUUACCUUGUCUGGUAUGUUGUCAUGGUACUGGAGGCUAUCGCGGUUAUUACGAUCUCUUGCUUCUGGCGGAUGCUCAGCUUCAAGAAGACGCACUUGAUGGAGCGCAUGAGCUUGCUUACGAUUAUCGUCAUUGGUGAAGGUGCGAUUGGCGUUACCAAAACUGUCAGCAGAAUCAUGGGGAAGCACGGACUGGAAGUCGAAGGCUGCUUCUUGAUCAUGUGCAUCAUCGUUAUCCUGGUGCUGAUCUGGGCUUUAUACUUUGACAAUUUCCCUCAUGGCCACUACGGAACCAUCCGCCAACAGAUUUGGAGUCUUCUACACUUCCCAUUCCAACUCGGAAUUGUGGGCAUCGUGGAAGGUUCGCAGCAAAUUGCUCUAGCCCGCUUCAUAACCAAGAAUGCUCGAAAAAUCACCAAUACCAUUGUGAAGCACUGCCAGAAAGAGAACCUUGACGGAGAGAAGUUGCAGGACAGUCUGAUGGACCUGCUAGAAUACUUUCAGCUCAAUCAGAAGGCUGAGACCCGAGACUAUUUCGUCAAUGCGCGGUCGGCUAUCUGGGCCAUUGGAAAUUCCACCGGUAUAUGCUCCCCUGAGAAAGCUGCUUCCUAUACUGCGGGUGACGAUGCGGAGAAUAGUACCUGGCCUAAGGCUCUCCAGCAAGUAAGCUCCAGCAUAAGUAACGGCAUGUACACCGGUCUUGGCAUAAAACUCCCCGUGGACAAGCUCGAGAAGUACAGUCCACUCGAAGUUGGACUAGGGGCCUGGAGGCUUGUGUAUCUGUACUCAUGGUCUUCGUUUUGUCUCAUCAUGAUCUGCCUGAUCUUAUUCCUAUUUCUCAUCCGCAGGCACAAGGCUGACCUCUUCGACUACACGUCCAUUAUCUCGCGGUCCCUUGCUCUUGGGGUCGGAGGGGCCAUGUUGGCGAUCAUGGCCGACAAUGCCAGACUCUACGCUGCCAUCGAAUCGCCGGCCCUCCUACCUAUCAUCGUAGUCCUCCUGUUUUCGAUACUAGUCGUCGACAAGAUAAGCGUUCUCUAUUGCAACAAACAACUCCAAAAGAGCAAUGUGCAAUACGCGUUGGAGCUACCACCCGCCACAUCAGGAAUACGCCUUGGAGCCACUAGCAAGUCCCGCACUCACUGUACCAAGCCCUGA
Messenger RNA from Pyrenophora tritici-repentis Pt-1C-BFP, 1800 nucleotides. The record is from RefSeq and is a predicted model, not a curated record. NCBI's taxonomy places the organism in Eukaryota, Fungi, Ascomycota, Dothideomycetes, Pleosporales, Pleosporaceae.